AUGCAUCACCAACAAUACCCCUACUUAUUCAUCACCAACAACGCUUGCGUAUCACUAAGCAAGCCUAGGCUUCACCACCAGCAACGCGCUUCAUCACCAGCAACGCCCCGCAUUCACCGCCAGACACUUGCGGCUUCAUCACCAACAACGCGCAGCUUCAUCACCAACAAGCGCUUGCCUUCAUCACCAGCAACGCGCUGCUUCACCGCCAGCCAACGCGCAACCGUCACCAACAGCACUUACCUUCAUCACCAGCACUUGCGCACAGCCCCAUCGCCAGCAAGCCUUGCCUUCAUCACCAACAAGCUGCAGCCAUCACCAGCAACACUUACCCUUCACCACCAACAACCCUUGCAGCCAUCACCAGCAACCUUACCUUCACCACCAGCAACGCCACCAUCAUCACCAACAGCGCCUGUUCGUCACCAGCCAACGCCGCUUCUCACCAGCAACGCCCCGCAUGCCGCCAGCCGCGUACCUCCACCAACAGCGCCAUCAUCACCAACAACGCUACCUUCACCACCAACAACGCUUGCCUUCACCCCAACAACGCGCGCUGCCACCAACAACGCGCAUUCACCACCAGCAACGCGCAUUCACCGCCAACAGCGCUUACCCUUCACCACCAACAGCUUGCUUACCGCAUCAUCACCAACCGGCACUUGCGCUAUCACCAGCAACCUUAUUCACCAACAACGCGCAUUCACCACCAGCAACGCUUUACCUUCACCACCAGCAACAGCGCAUUCACCGCCAGCAGCGCUGCCUUCAUCGCCAACAACACUUGCGCUUCCACCACCAACAACGCGCCUUCAUCACGCCAGCAACCUUGCAGCUACCACCAACAACGCCGCAUUUCACCACCAACAAGCCUUGCCUUCACCACCCAGCACCUUGCAUUCAUCAACAGCCCUUGCCUUCAGCCAAGCAACGCUUGCGUAUCCGCCAGCAUCGCGCAUUCACCACCAACAGCGCUUCAUCCUUACAACAACCUUUCGCCACCAGCAACGCGCAUUCAUCACCAACAGCCUUGCGCUUCAUCACCACAACAUUUACCUUACGCAGCACGCUUUUCACCAGCAACGCUUGCCUUCACCACCAACAACACUUGCGUACCGCCAACAGCACGCCCAUCUUAGCAACGCCGCAGCUUCAUCUCCAAUGACACUUGCAUGCCACCAACAGCGCCCCAGCCCAUCGCCACCAACACUUGCAGCUUCACCAGCAACGCACCAUCAUCACCAGCAACGCGCAUUCACCGCCAGCAACGCGCAUUCGUCACCGGAGGGUGUCGCAAGCAACGCUUGCCUUCACCAACAACGCUUCAUCUUGACCAUCAUCCACCAACAACGCUUACCUUCGCCACCAGCAACGCCUGGCUCACUUAACCAACGCCCCAUUUUGCACCAACAACAGCACCGUCGUCUUAACACAACCGCCCCGCAGCCACCAACAACACGGCCCCAUCACCAACAACGCUUGCGGCUACCUGUGGCGCUUGCGGCUACCGCCGACAGCACUUACGUCGCAAACGGCACAUAA
This is a messenger RNA of Homarus americanus (American lobster), 1542 nucleotides long. RefSeq names its product mucin-2-like. The transcript has a single exon. The record is from RefSeq and is a predicted model, not a curated record. NCBI's taxonomy places the organism in Eukaryota, Metazoa, Arthropoda, Malacostraca, Decapoda, Nephropidae. The coding region runs from base 1 to 1542 and encodes 513 amino acids.